Molecule: messenger RNA, 6400 nt
Organism: Polyodon spathula (Mississippi paddlefish)
Lineage: Eukaryota; Metazoa; Chordata; Actinopteri; Acipenseriformes; Polyodontidae
Product: zinc finger protein 532-like
Exons: 12
Coding region: 1004-4975 (1323 amino acids)
Source: RefSeq, a predicted model, not a curated record
AGGGUGGGGUUGAAGCGUUAUCACAAUGUUAAAAACGUGUUUCCACCGGUGGAAUAACUAUGCUCAUGUUGUAGCAAUAUGAUUAACCGUUACACACGUUUUUGACAUAUACAAAUGUUCCCACAAACAUAACUGCAGUGAUUAUUUCGUCAUUACCUUUGUUUUGGUUAGGUGCCACUGAGGUCCAGAGCAGAGGCUGAUGGGUAACACUGCUCUGGUCUCAGUCAGCAACGGCAAUCUGAGAUUGAAAUGAUGGAGAUGACAUUAAACUAGUGGGAAUAUUGCUGCAAGCGCCGUAAUAAUACAGUCAGUCCACUUCCACUUUAAAAUAUAGCGAACCUCUCCAAUUAUAUUUAUGAGCCUUGUUUCAAGAAACAAAGUACCAGAAAAGGGGGAAACUGCAAUCUUAGAAUUAAAAAAAAAAAAAAUCUGCGUAACAUUGGGCUGCAGCUAGGACCGCGGAGACUGAUGGGUAAGCAUGUCAAAGAAGCAGAAUUUACACCACGGAAUACAGUAGACUAGCAGUAGUACAAUUUUGAAUUUAACAAUAACGAUUAAACUAUUAGCUGCUGCUGCUGCUGCUGCUGCUGUGUGUUUAAUUCAGCUGAAAAACCUCAAGCUCGUAUCCAGUCUCCACAUCAGAUGUAAAAUGAAGAGCUUAUUCAACUUUGAGUGAAAUCACAAAGAAAAGGCUGUACCAGAGCAGCUGUCUACAUGCCGCGAUGGCUGAUGGAUACUGAAUGAAAUAUGCAAAUACAUACAUGGCUAAAGCUGGUGCUGAGGUCUCGGCUGCCUUUGUGUUACUCCUCUAAAUUCACCAUCCAGGGAGAGGACUCCAUCAGCACUGUCAACACCUGCAAUUCAGUGGUAGCAUUUCCAUCAGUCAGGUUUUUUAUUUACCUGUAAGUGUCUAGAUUGGACUGCAAGGAAACUAUCAGUGUUGUUACCAAGUCUGUGUGUGGAUAGAAAGAGCCUGGCAAUUCAAGUGUACUGAAGCCUUUUGAUGGGAUGUAGUGGUUUGUAUGGGGUGGAUUACGAGGUGAUACGGAUAUUCUUUUAUUCAUAUUAUUUGUGCUAUACUACGGUUAGGAUCAUGGGGGAUAUGAAGACCCCAGACUUCGAUGACCUGCUUGCCGCCUUUGAUAUCCCAGACAUGGUUGAUCCUAAAGCGGCUAUUGAGUCUGGGCAUGAUGACCAUGAAGGGCAAAUCAAACACAGUGUUCAUGUAGAGGAGGAUUCCCAUGUCCCACCUGUGCCUGACGUUGGGGUCAGUGUCAUUGUUAAAAACAUCAGAAAUAUUGAUGCAACUGAGCCAGUGAGCGCAGAAAAGGAAAAUCACUCCACAGGGAAUGGACUUCAUAAUGGUUUCCUGGCCAUGUCUUCCAUUGAUCGCUACACUAAAGAACAAGGGAAGUCCCUAAAAGGGGAGGGUCAUGGCGUAGUAACCAAAGAGUCUUCUUUCAGCCAGUUCAGCCCCAUCUCAAGCGCAGAGGAAUUUGAUGAUGAUGAUGAUAAGAUCGAAGUCGAUGAUCCACCAGACAAGCAGGUAAGCAGGCCUUGUUACCGGGCCAACCCGCUCACAGGAUUUGCGAGUAAGCAAGAGCAAGACAGACCAAAAGGGUUAGGAGGGGAUAGCUUGGCCAAACCAAUGCAGAACAAUGAGUACGACAAGGUAAAAAUGAUGAAAAGGGAAAACAACAAAAACUUGGACAAUUUAAGCAUGUACGACCAACCGAAGGCAAGCAAGACUGAAGAGAAGCUCAAAGACAGUGCUCAAAAGCCACAGGAUGUGAAGGAAAGUGUAGAAAAAACUGGAGUAAAUGUGGCUUGCACAUCACAGGCUAAAGACAAAUCAUCAGCAAAGCUUUCCUCCUGCAUCGCUGCUAUUGCUGCUCUUAGUGCAAAGAAAGCCACCCUGGAUACUGUCCCUCAGCCUCAGUCUAGCCCUAGUGACUCACCCAAGGAAAUGAGAGAGAGCCGGAGGGUCAUCAACAAGCCCAUGAACCCUCAUAGCCCCAUUGAGACAUCAAAAAAAAUAUUUACCAAGCAGCCUGACAGCCCCAGCAGUGUUUCAAGUGAAGGCAGUAGUAAAGGUUCUCCAUCCUCCCUGGCUGGCUCCACACCCGCUAUCCCUAAAGUCCGCAUUAAAACAAUAAAAACAUCCUCAGGACAGAUCAAGAGGACAGUCACAAGUGUAUUGCCAGACUUGAACCGUGAAGGCUGUAAAAAGGGCCUUAAUCAGGCAUCCUCCAUGGUAGUCUCUUCCAUUUUGUCAUCUGCAACAUCUACAGCUGUCUUUUCAUCUCCACCUAGAACUGUGCAGACCACAAUGGUGGCCACCACUGCCAGUUCAACAACCGAAAUGACUUCCAAGCAGGUGACCAUUAAACCAGUAGCCACCGCUUUUCUUCCUGUCUCGGCAGUUAAGACUGCAGGCUCCCAGGUGAUUAAUCUGAAACUGGCCAACAAUACUAUGGUGAAAGCCACAGUGAUUCCAGCCACUUCUGUUCAGAGUGCCAGCAGUGCCAUCUUGAAAGCUGCCAAUGCGAUCCAGCAUCAAACGGUGGUUGUACCUGCCUCCAGCCUCGCCAAUGCCAAACUUGUGCCAAAGACUGUCCAUCUUGCAAAUCUCAACCUCCUGCCUCAGACGUCUACAACCACCUCAGAACUCCGUCAAGUGCUCUCCAAACCACAGCAGCCAAUAAAGCAAGCCAUGAUUUCUACACCGACAGCUAAGAAAGUGUCCAGGGUCCAGGUGCUGGCAAGCUCCCAGAGCUCAGUGGUAGAGGCAUUCAACAAGGUUCUAAGCAGCAUUAACCCAGUCCCCGUUUACGUUCCAAACCUCAGUCCUCCCUCUGCUGCUGGUAUUGCCAUACCCUUCCGUGGUUAUAAAUGUUUAGAAUGUGGUGACUCUUUUGCCUUGGAGAAAAGCCUGACGCAGCACUAUGACAGGAGGAGCGUUCGCAUAGAAGUGACAUGCAACCACUGUGCUAAGAACCUUGUUUUCUACAACAAGUGCAGCCUUCUUUCUCAUGCCCGUGGACACAAAGACAAAGGUGUGGUUAUGCAGUGCUCCCACUUAAUCUUGAAGCCCAUACCAGCUGACCAGAUGAUCGCCUCCCCCUUCCCCACUUCAGUCGUUGCCACAACAGCUAUACAUAAUCCCACAACAACUGUAAACGCAGUGGCAAAAACUGUAGCCGCUGCCCUUAGCACUGUUAUAUCAGCUCCCUCCAGUGCCCCAGUUGUCCCAGCCAUGCCACUCGACGAGGAUCCAUCCAAACUGUGCAGACAUAGCCUUAAGUGUUUAGAAUGCAGCGAGGUGUUCCAAGACGAAGCCUCGCUCGCAAUGCAUUACCAGCAAGCUGUAGAAUCAAGUGGACAGAAAACUUGUAAUAUCUGUCAGAUGCUGCUUCCAAAUCAAUGCAGCUUUGCUUCACACCAGAGAAUUCAUCAGCAUAAAUCUCCCUAUACUUGUCCUGAAUGUGGAGCAAUCUGCAGGUCUGUCCACUUCCAGACUCAUGUUACCAAGAGCUGUCUGCACUACACCCGCAGAGUGGGGUACCGCUGUGUACAUUGCAGUGUCAUCUAUUCUGACGUGUCUGUCCUCAAGUCUCACAUCCAGGGGUCUCACUGUGAAAUAUUCUAUAAAUGUCCUAUCUGUCCAAUGGCGUUUAAAUCCGCACCAGGCACCCACUCACAUGCCUACACACAACACCCUGGAAUCAAAAUAGGAGAACCCAAGUUAAUAUACAAGUGCUCAAUGUGUGACACCGUGUUUACUCAGCAGACUUUGUUGUACUCCCACUUUGACCAACACAUAACUAAUCAGAAGGUGUCUGUCUUCAAGUGCCCUGACUGCUCAAUGCGAUAUGCACAGAAGCAGCUUAUGCUGGAUCAUAUAAAGUCUAUGCACGGCACGCUAAAAUCAGUUGAGGGUCCUCCAAACUUGGGUAUAAACUUGCCCCUAACCAUCAAGCCAACAAACCCAAUUUCCACCAGCCAGAUCAACAAGGAUGUGAGUCCUGUCAACGGGACUGAAAAGGCUGAUAAGAAGCCUCUGGCACCUCUAAAGAAAACUGCAACUAUACCUACUUCUCCCAAGAAAGCAAAUAACCCUGGGUGGAUGUGCUGGGAGUGCGACAGAUUAUUCACGCAGCGAGAAGUCUACAUAUCUCACAUGAGGAGAGAGCAUGGAAAGCAAAUGAAGAAGCACCCCUGCCGUCAGUGUGACAAGUCCUUCAGUUCCUCACACAGCCUCUGUCGACAUAAUCGCAUUAAACACAAAGGCAUCCGCAAGGUCUACACAUGUCCACACUGCCCAGGUCCAAAUCACACUUUCAGCAAACGGUUAAUGUUGGAGAAGCAUAUUCAGCUAAUGCAUGGCAUUAAGGAUGCAGAUGUGAAGAAAAUAACAGGAUCCACCAGCACGGAAGAGGUACCAGAAAAAGAAGGUCACAAGGCCCCUAGCUCCAAGCGCAAACUGGAAGAUACCGUUUUGGAAUUCCGUCCACGAGGAGCAAUAACGCAGCCCCUUAAAAAGCUUAAAAUAAACGUUUUUAAGGUCCACAAGUGUGCUGUGUGCAGUUUUACGACAGAGGAUAUUGUCAAGUUCCACGAGCACAUUCCCCAACACAAAUCUGAUGGCUCCUCCUUCCAGUGCAGAGAGUGUGGCCUUUGCUAUACCUCUCACAACUCCCUCUCCAGGCACCUCUUCAUAGUUCAUAAAUUAAAAGAACCGCAGCCAGUAUCCAAACUAAAUGGGUCUGGGGAGGACAGCCAGCAGGAGAACAAACUAAACCAAGGGAGCAUGGUCUCUGACAGUACCUCAGAUAAAAAAUGCAAGGUUUGUGCCAAGACAUUUGAAACAGAAGCUGCCUUGAGCACUCACAUGAGAACACAUGGCAUGGCAUUCAUUAAGUCAAAAAGACUGAACUCAGCAGAGAAUAAAGAAAUGUUUCAUGAAAAACAAUAGUACUAUCUAAAUACUGUGCAAGCACUCACAGCAAGGAAUGAAAUGUUCACACUUACAGUGUUACAUCGUUAUAAGGGUGCCCUUUAUACCUUUGAAACCAGUUAUAAGGCGAUAUGGUCAUGGCUCCCAUUUGCCCUAAAAUGUCAUUUCACAAUGCGGAACACAACUUACUCUUUACUAGGGCUUUUGAAGACAGCUUUAUGAAGCACUGUAGUACGUUUUCAGCUGCUACACACUACACUUUAGACCUCUUUUCUCCGACACACCCCUACAGAAUUACCCUUAAAACUUUUUCUGUAUUUAAAAUACAAUUUGUGAAUAUUUAAAGAAAAUCUCAAAAACAUUUUGUACAUUUUUGUGUGUAUAUAGGUGUUGAAUGUUUUUAUAGGAUAUUUUCUUUAAGGUGUUUUCUGUGUCAGAAAUCUUCAAUUUCUUCUAACUAUUUGGAAUUGUUUGAUACUGUGAAUAAGUUAUAGCUUGAUAUUUACUAUAUAACCUCACAAACUACAGUAUUCCAUAUUUCAUAGUCCAAAGACAAAUAACAAAAAACUAGUCUAGAUAUUAUGUAUUCCAUUUAGUUCAACUUUAGGUAAUAUGAGUUCCACAUUUUUUCAAGCUAAAUAUAAAAAGAAACGGAUGGACAAUAGGUGUUAUACAUCGGAGGUCAAAAUGUUUGUGACAUCGAAUAGAAAUAUGCCAGACCCUAUUCUAAUCAUCUAAACCACUGUUGAACCUCCAUUUACACAAUGCAGUUUUGGUAGUUGCGUUUCAAAGUUUUGAAAACCUCUGCUGGAACAACUUCCUUACCCGAUAUUGUUGACUUUGAAAAAUUUCCUGCAAGGAAAGAGCUACAGAAACCUAUCUGUCUCAGGGUAAGCUACACAUUAGCAAAUCAAAUAUCUAGGUAAUGAGGGCCUUACCAAUUCCUUUGGGACCAGGAGAGCUGGCAAAAUUGAACUGAUAAAAGCAUACUUUAUGAAAAUGUAUCCAGUGGCACGAAUAUUUUGACAAUCCCUUGUACUUCGAAUUACUGUUAAUGAAUAACAAAACAUUGGUUUCAAUACAUUUGCAUAUGCUUUUCUGACGUGCAGUUUACAGGUCUUCUAAACGAUCUGACUAUAUUGUGCGGGGAAAAUGUAUCUAUUUGGUUAAAUUUGCUAUAAAAAAUAAUUCUCUGUGAGAGUUUUUAUUAUUUCAUUUUUUGUAUUUUUGUUUAGUUUUUGCUUUUAUACAGUAAUGUAUUUCUUUAUAUGACGUUUUGUAUAUUUUUUUUUAAAGAAGUAAUUUUAGUGUAGAUAACAAACUGCAUGAGAAGCUGUAACAGUUGUUACCUUGGUCUUAGAAUGUGUCUUGCUGCUGUUAGAUAGGUGUCAGAUGUCAAUGUAUGAAAUGUUUAUGUCAAUAAAAUGUGGAGGUUGCGCACUA